Messenger RNA from Lasiosphaeria miniovina, 2793 nucleotides. RefSeq names its product P-loop containing nucleoside triphosphate hydrolase protein. The transcript has 2 exons. Gene Ontology annotation, molecular function: RNA binding; ATP binding; RNA helicase activity. NCBI's taxonomy places the organism in Eukaryota, Fungi, Ascomycota, Sordariomycetes, Sordariales, Lasiosphaeriaceae. Gene Ontology annotation, cellular component: nucleus. The record is from RefSeq and is a predicted model, not a curated record. Bases 1 to 2793 code for a protein of 930 amino acids.
AUGCCGAGACGAAGCCCGUCUCCAGCACGGUCCGAGAAUGAAGUCGACAUUGCAGACGACUUGUAUGUCGACGACGGCGACGACGACGAAGUACCGGCCGGCUUUGGAAAAAACGGAAAAAACAAGAAAAAGGUAGCAGCUUCGGCCCUCGACCUCGACUUCAACGACUUGUUAGGCGGUAACGGCAAUGGCGGCGACGGCGGCUGGGAAGACGAUGGCGACGAGGCCUUCAUUGCCUCGCGCCAGAGGAGCUCCAACAGGAAAGCGUCGAAUGCGCCGGGCAAGUCGGCCAAGAAGGGCGGCGGUUUCCAGGCAAUGGGGCUCAGCACCAACGUCUUGAAGGCCAUCACCAAGAAGGGCUACCAGGUCCCAACGCCCAUCCAGCGGAAGGCAAUCCCCCUAGUUCUCGAUCGAAAGGAUGUCGUGGGCAUGGCCAGGACAGGUUCCGGAAAGACAGCUGCCUUCGUCAUCCCCAUGAUUGAACGUCUCAAGGGCCACAGCCCCAGGGUCGGCGCCAGAGCCCUCAUCCUCUCGCCGUCACGCGAGCUCGCCCUGCAAACGUUGAAGGUCGUCAAGGAGUUCGGCAAGGGAACCGACCUGAAGGCUGUCCUGGUUGUCGGAGGUGACAGCUUGGAGGAGCAGUUCGGCCUCAUGACGGCCAAUCCCGACAUUAUCAUCGCAACCCCCGGUCGUUUCCUACAUUUGAAGGUUGAGAUGGGACUGAAUCUCUCCUCCAUCAAAUACGUCGUCUUUGACGAAGCCGAUCGCCUUUUCGAGAUGGGCUUCGCCGCCCAGCUUACAGAGAUUCUGCACGCCUUACCACCGUCCCGGCAGACGCUGCUAUUUUCCGCCACCCUCCCGUCGUCUCUCGUCGAGUUUGCUAGAGCAGGUCUGCAAGACCCUAGCCUAGUCAGGCUCGAUGCCGAGACCAAAGUGUCCCCCGACCUCGAGAGUGCCUUCUUUUCAAUUAAAGGGGGUGAAAAAGAGGGCGCCCUCCUCCAUAUUCUUCACGACGUGAUCAAGAUGCCCAUGGGGCUCCCGGCAGGCGUCAGGAACGAGGAAGAGGACCACUCCAAGAAAAGGAAGCGCGGCCCUGAUAGGCCCAAUCCAAAGGAAAAGCCGACGGAGCAUUCGACAAUUAUCUUCACCGCCACAAAGCAUCACGUCGACUAUCUUACACAGCUGCUACGGCACGCAGGUUUUGCUGUGUCCUACGUAUACGGUUCGCUUGACCAGACUGCCCGUAUGAUGCAAGUCGAUGACUUCCGCAGGGGAAGGUCGAACAUUCUUGUCGUGACAGACGUGGCAGCCCGUGGUAUCGAUAUUCCAGUUCUCGCCAAUGUCAUCAACUACGACUUUCCUCCUCAACCCAAGAUCUUCGUUCAUCGCGUUGGUCGAACAGCUCGUGCUGGCCAACGUGGUUGGGCUUUCGGCCUGGUUCGGGAUGUUGAUCUCCCCUAUCUUGUCGACUUGCAGCUCUUCCUUGGCAGGAGGCUGGUUGUUGGCCAGGAUACAAAAGACCAUUCCUUUGCCCAAGACGUUGUCAUCGGCACAUUGAAGAGAAACGACGUUGAGUCAAAUGUGGAGUGGGUAAAAAAGGUGCUCGACGAAAGUGAUGACAUCAGAGCGCUCCGGGGCGUGUCGGUCAAGGCCGAGAAGCUGUACAUGAGGACGCGCAACUCUGCCGCAAGCUCGAGCGCGAAGAGGGCUCGUGAAAUAAUGUCAACGAGAAGCUGGGCACAACUUCACCCGCUUUUUGGAGACGACGCUGCCCAUGCCGAAGAGGCCCGGGAUAGCCUGCUCACCAAAAUCAGUCUGUUCAAGCCGCAAGAAACAGUUUUUGAGCUUGGCCCCAAAGGCAAAUCAACUCGGAACAAGGCAGCCGAAGUCAUACGGAGUAUCAGGGCAAAGAUGCCGCUUCGAAAGACCAAGAUGGAUGACGACGACGCCGAGGACGCCAUCGAGUAUGACUCGUCGUCUGAAGCAGGCGAGAAUGAAUUCGAAGAGUUUGGGGAGGAGGGUGAUGUUAAGGUCGGCAACGAAGGCUCUGGCAAAUACGAUGACUAUGAGAACGAUAAUGACGACAGCGACGACGAAGUUGAAGUCACGGUUUCCAAGACGGCAGUAUCCAGGAAGGGGAGGUCGACAUUCGAGGACCCAGAGGUGUUCAUGUCAUACUUGCCGCGCACAAACAGCGCGGCUGAGGAGCGGGCAUAUGGCGUGCACUCGGGCUCGCAGAACGCCAGCUUCAUCGAGGCGGCGCGCGACGUGGCCAUGGACCUAACCAACGACGACGGCGCCAAGACGUUUGGCAUGCCGACGCGGGCCAAGUUGCGUUGGGACAAGAAGCAGAGCAAGUACGUGGCGCGCGUCAACGACGACGACGGCUCUCGCGGCGCCAAGAUGAUACGCGGCGAGAGCGGCGUCAAGAUUGCGGCCAGCUUCCAGAGCGGCCGGUUCGACAAGUGGCGCAAGGCGCAACGCGUCAGCCGCCCUCACGUGGGCGAGGCCGAGAAGCCCAACCACGUCCGCAACUUUAGCGCCCAGCCCGGCGUCACCCGCUUCAAGCACAACGCGGAGCGCGCCCCCAAGGACGCCGACAAGUUCCGCGACGACUAUCACAUCCGCAAGAAGCGCGUCGCCGAGGCCAAGGAGAACCGCGUCGGCAAGUACCGCAACGGCGAGGGCAGCAAGCGCGAGCUCAAGUCGGCUGUCGACAUCCGCAAGGCCCGCCAGAUCAAGGAGCAGAAGAUGGCCAAGAACGCGAGGCCGACCAAGAGGGUCAAGAGGUGA